GAUGACACUCUUUUAGCCAUUUCAUCCAUUUUCAUGACCAAAACAGACCAACAAAUUUAGGGAAAAUGUCAAUAGCUUCACUCCAAUACAUAAGAAUCACAGAUUCAUCUUCAAAUCCAUCAUCACCAUCAUCAUCAACUGCUGGUGGAUUUAGAUCUUGUGCAAGCAAGCGAUCUGUAGUUACCAUAAGAUGCUCUCAGACUGAUGGCCCUUUGAGAAGACCCUCCAUUGCUACCCCACCAGUAAGACCUGCACCUCUCACACCACCAUCAUCACCACCACCACCACCACCGGAUACGACGGCGGUUGUUGGUCAGAAUGUAGUGACGAUGGAGUUUCAGAGACAGAAGGCGAAAGAGCUUCAGGAGUAUUUUAAGCAAAAGAAGCUUGAAGAUGCUGCUAAUCAAGGCCCUUUCUUUGGAUUUAUUGGCAAAAACGAAAUCUCCAAUGGCAGAUGGGCGAUGUUCGGAUUCGCAGUUGGGAUGUUAACCGAGUAUGCAACUGGAUCAGACUUUGUCGAUCAAGUGAAGAUCCUGCUCUCCAACUUCGGAAUCGUAGAUCUCGAAUGAUUUCUUUCUACAUGUUACAACUCUCUUUCUUUCGCAAGUUACUUUUACUUGUUGCAUUUUACAUAUAUUCCUCCGUGUUAAGUUAUAAGAAAUUCAAUCGUCUCGUGUACAUCCAAGAUUGCACCCUUCACUCUCAACAGAAAAAUACACACGAAUUUUG
Molecule: messenger RNA, 729 nt
Organism: Cynara cardunculus var. scolymus (artichoke)
Lineage: Eukaryota; Viridiplantae; Streptophyta; Magnoliopsida; Asterales; Asteraceae
Product: light-harvesting complex-like protein OHP2, chloroplastic
Exons: 2
Coding region: 66-569 (167 amino acids)
Cellular component (GO): chloroplast thylakoid membrane
Source: RefSeq, a predicted model, not a curated record